Molecule: messenger RNA, 822 nt
Organism: Aspergillus melleus
Lineage: Eukaryota; Fungi; Ascomycota; Eurotiomycetes; Eurotiales; Aspergillaceae
Exons: 3
Coding region: 1-822 (273 amino acids)
Cellular component (GO): Golgi apparatus; trans-Golgi network; endosome
Molecular function (GO): antiporter activity
Source: RefSeq, a predicted model, not a curated record
AUGGCGCAUACAACCACGCUGCUAGACGCUCGCAAGACCGUCGAAAUGACACCGCGAGUCUACCUGCGCGCCAUCGUUCCCAUCGGGCUACUCUACAGCGGUAGCCUAGUCUGCAGCAACGUCGUCUACCUCUACCUAAACGUCUCUUUUGUGCAGAUGAUCAAGGCCGCCGGACCGGUCAUAACCCUCCUCACCAGCUGGACCUGGGGCGUCGCGAAACCCUCCCUCUCCGUGCUCCUCAAUAUUCUCGUCAUUGCCGCCAGCGUCGGACUCGCCGUCGCCGGCGAGAUCCAGUUCUCCUGGCUGGGCUUCCUCUUCCAACUAGCCAGUCUCGUCUUCGACGCCAACCGCCUCGUCAUGAUCCAGAUCUUGCUGUCGGAUGAGGGCCAGCGCAUGGACCCCCUCGUGAGUCUGUAUUAUUCGGCGCCGGUCUGCGCAGUCAUGAAUUUUCUGGUCGCUUGGCAGACCGAGUGGGCGGGUUUUCGGUUCGGGGAGGUUUCGCAUAAUACCUGUGCCGCGCUGGUUUUGAAUGCGGCUGUGGGAUUUAUGUUGAAUGUUUCGAUUUUUGUUCUCAUCGGCAAAACCUCCGGCCUGACCAUGACGCUAGUCAGCAUCCCAAAAAACAUCCUCCUGAUCUUCGCCUCCGUGGUGAUCUGGCACACGCAGAUCAGCGCGUUGCAGGUCAUCGGAUACGCGAUUGCCUUGUCGGCUUUGGUGUAUUAUUCCCUCGGAUGGGAGAAGUUGAGGGGUCUUUGGGAUGAUGCAAGGGGUUGGGUGCACGGGUCUAAGGGAUAUGAUGUCGUGGGGCAGGACCGAGUCUGA